AGAGUCAGUCAGUCAGUCAGUCCAGGUCCACGCAGCGCCCUGAAGUUCCGGAGACGAGCCGGGUCUGGAUGAACUAGAGUCUGGAGGGUCAAACUGGAUACAAAGACCAAACUGUGAGCUGGAGUUUACUUUAGUUUGAACUCGAAGGGAAGAGCGGGAGGACUCGGCUUUGUUCGCUCUAGCUCCGGAAUUUUUCUUUUCAGCAGUUUCAUUUUUAUGUUAUUUUAAUUUUUUUCAAGCGUUAAUUUUUUCACGUUUUUGUGUUAAAGUUUAAUGUCAGUCCAACAAAAGAAGAAAUUCAAAAUCUGACAGCUGACUGACGAAAAGUUGCGCAACCGACAGGACAACAAUAUCAAGACAAAGACGUCAGCCACGUACAGUCCUCUCCAGUCCUCCCAGUAUCAACAGAUCUAAUGAUUCCUGUCUGAAUACAAACUUUGGAAACUUUCUGAAUUCACGUCUCCAGUAAAACCUACGCUACAGGAAAACCGACCCAGAGAGACCAUCAGCUCCACACUGACUCUACUUUGGUUUCCACUGGAUCUGCUGGUUUCCUGUUGACCCACAAUCCGGAUCAGUUAGUCUAAAGAACACAAGGUAAGAGACCAACCUGAUGCUUUAUGUUUAAGUUUGUUAUCCAAAAAUUUUAAAAGCGCACACGUUUGUGAAAGAAAUGUGCUUCAAUAGGCUACUGCAAUAUAUAGUGGAUUCUUAUAAAGGAUAUUAUACUGUUCGAUAUUGAUUUUUAUCGUACCUAUAGAUAUUCACGAUGCAUCAACGUGCAGAAAGCUUCUUCAUUUUUCACUUUUUUUUAAAUGGGGGAGGUAACGUUCAGAUUUUGGGGACAGAUUUUAAAGUAUAAUUCACACAAUGUUUUAAUUCAUAACUAAUUAACCAUUAACCUCUGAAAUGCUGUUAACAUUGACAGGGUUAUGAACUAGAAACAUUUGUACUGUAGAUGUUUUACAUCAAUAUCUGAGGGCAGUGUGUUCAAUAUAGCUGUCAUUUUGAAACUGAAACAGACUGAACCACAAACAGCAAACUCCCUUUCUUAUCUCGGUAAUGACCCUUUUAUAGCUUCUUCCUUAACUAUGAUUCAUGUUGCAUCAGCUGAUGCAGUGAACUCAGUUGUUUGUUGAUGUUUUAGUUGAUACUUGAGCUCAGUCAGUGGCUGUUUUUGCUGUAAGGAGUUUCUGUGCAUGUUUGCACACAGAGUGAUUCAGCUGAAAGUUGUAGAAAAAGCAAGAAAAGAGUGUUAAUUUAAAGUGCUGAAUGUUUGAGUCAUUGUGGGAGACCAACUCGUAUUACACCUGAGCCAGUGUUGCCCACUCUGCUAAAAUCUAUGAUAAGAGCAGGUACAGUAUGCAGAGUAUUCUAUUAAAGUAGGAAUAUGAGAUUGAGAAAAUAGAGACAGAGUAAAAAAACAAAGUCUUGUAGUUUUAAAUGAGGUCAGAUUUGGAAACUGCACUGGUACAGUGUAAUGUCUACUCACAGUUCUUAAGUCUUUCCAGCAAAAUGUUGUUUACACUGAUGAACCUGCACAAACAAAGAACCCAGAUACAAGUAAUUAAAAACAACUACAAUUACAACAGCAGUAUUUAUAGAUGCAUAAAAUCAACAACAACAACAAAAAAAAACAUGGUUUAAAUGUGCUCCCAGGGGGUUUGAGCUGCAUAAGUGUUAAAACUGGAAGGUUUUCUUCUCCAUGCUUUGAGUGCUGACAGGAUUUGUAUGCUGCAACUGAGAUGAAAUACAUGAUUUGAAGAUAUUAUCCAGUUGAACAAAAGACAACUGGGAUUGUAAAAGUGAAACUCCUGUUAUAAAGUGCCUUUACAAAUAAGGUUUUAUAUUCAAAGUGCAUCGACACAAAGGCAAAAGUGUGAACACAUGCAAUUAUAGGAAGAAGGCCAGAAUCCAAACUACAGAAUAACUGAAACAACUUAAAAAACCAACAGCAGAAGAACCCAAACUACAGAAAAAAAUAUGAUUAAAAACCAAGAGGAACAAAGAUUUAUAAUGAUAUUAAAAUGAGAAAGGAACAUUAGAAAGACAUAAAAGUACUAGAAUGAGAAAAUCAAUUCAGAGAUAAAAGCAAUAAAAUUAGAUAGAGGGGAUUAAAAGAUCAAAACAAUGGAACCAUAUGAAAGUGAUUAAAAGAUAAAGGAGACAGAAAGAGACAAAAAAAGUUAAGAGCUCAUAGAAACAAUUUAUAGAGAGAGAAGCAAAAAAAGUAUAAGAUAACAGCUGAAUGUCUGUCACUAUAUUUAGGCACUUUGUGGGUUUAUGUUGAAACAGCUGAUUAAUAAUGAAGUUACUAACUCAGGAAAUACAGUUUUGAAAGGAACUGUUGAAUCAGAGAUAGUUGGAGGUUUGGGAUCUGAAGAGGACUUCAUUACUCAAAGGCUAGAUGUGACUUUUAAACUGUCUACGUAAACUUUAAUCACGGAGAUGCAGAAGUUGCUCAAGAAACUGGUUAAUAGUCUGUUAAAGCGUGGGCAGUAAAGACAUUCCUUUUGAUCCAUUUUCAGAUUUAACUUUACUUUGUCUCAUUGUUGUUAGCAUAGCAAGCCAACUUGGCAUUAGGAUGAACUGCUAGCAGGUAGUUGUGUUUAAUAUGGGGCAUCAGUUUGAGUGUAGGACAGGUAGGAAGCAGGUGUAGGGUUAUAUAACCAAUGAUGUUUUGUAUUGGUUGGAACAAAUUAGUAUCUCUGUUGUCAAAUACAGGCAGUGUCUUGCAGGCCAUAUAAUAUUUCAGAGGAUUUUUUUCAUCUUUCUUUGGAGUCGGCCAAACCUGUUUGUGUUAUGAGAUUUUUUCAGAUAAAAAAUUUGAUUUUAUGACAUUAAGUUAAGCUAUAGAACAAUGAGAUAGACAUUUGUUGCUGUUUUCAUACAGUUAUAGGCUGUUUAUUUACAUUAAAUUUAAUUUAUGAUCACAUUUAUAGGUGUGCAUUGCAGCCAUUCGAGUUUAUAAGAGGUCAGGAAAGCUAUAAGUGAAUAAAUUUCAUAUAGAAAGAGGGAAUAAAUAGUGAAAGAUCAAUAAAGAGAGUUUAGGAUGGUCUGUCAGUGGAGAAAAGUUUGUUUUCCUUCAUGUCCCUUUUUUAGUCUGAUCUUUGAUUGUGAAACUGCAGCUCAACAGAAAGUGAUGUAGAAAUCUUUUGCAAAUAGCUGACAAGAUGAGACAUCAAACAGCACUGAUUCACUGUGUGUAUUGGUGUGUGCGUGUGUGUGUGAGGGAAUGACGUUGCCGUGGUGACACUCUGACUCAGGGUGUUUCACCAGAGUGAAAGCAGCAUUGGCUAACAGCAGGUUUCCACUCAGUGACACCACACCAACUCUAGGCUCAAACACUCUGUACCACAACCACACAUCCAUCCUCAGAGUGUGUGUGUGUGUGUGCGUGCAUGCACGUCAGCGUAUGUGUGUGUGUGUGGUAGGUGUUGACUGUAUUUAAAGCCUGUUUAAACUAUAAACUGUUGUGCUCUGAUGCAACGAUCUGAAAGCUGAAGCGUCUGUCAGCUUACAGGAAGUUUCAUCAUGAAGCCUAUAGACACGUUAACAUGUGAGCAGCAGAGACACCGAACACAGAGAGAUGUGAUAAUCAUGUCAUUCUUAUUACAGUAGAGGAAAUUACACUGAGGAGGGUGUUAGAGCGGGAGAAGGCCCAGCAGCUGUGUCACCAGUAGAGGGCGCUAAAGUGCAGAAAUUAACCCAAGAGUGAAAACUUGAGCCCUGUCCUCACAGAACUCACAAAAAAAUGACCAAUAAAGUCAGGCAUCCCACCAAAUCAUCUAAAUACAGUGCAUAUAGUCAAGUCAGACAAACUCAAAGUGAUUAUUACAACAUUUUCUCGUUAAAAUGUUGGGAACACUAUCAUGAAAUCAUGUUGUUUGUUGUUCUGAUCCAAAGUAACCCAGUGUCUGGGUCCAGAUGUCUUGGAUUAAAAUAGCCAAAUUGGAUAAAAUUUAGAAAUCAAGUGUUCAAAAAGGCUUGUGUUGUGUGUUUUUUUCUUUUUUUUUUUUGAGCUCUAGACUAAGGGUAAAAUAGCUUUUAUAUUAAAAAAUCCAAGUUAAGUUGAUCCCAGCAGAGGACUGGUCUGAAAUAACAGAAAUUAAAUAAAAUUUAGAUGAAAACUUGCCGAACAAAACAACAUGUUUACAAUGAUAUGAAUAAAGUAGAAUAAUGGCUGCACAACCAAAUUAGGUUGAAAAGCCAGUUACAAUUAAGAUGCAUGAGACUAUCUGAAUGUUAAUAAGGUGGAAAAUUGAAUUUUAGAGGCUCUCCUUGAAGAAAUUUCAGGUUUUAUUUUUCUGUCUUUUAAAGUGACAAAAAAGUAAAAAUGAAGUAAAGAAAGAAAUUCAGUGACAUUCGAAGAAUAAGAUGCUUUCCUAUUGAUGCAUACCUGAAACUGCCUCCAAACUUUUUCCAAAGUGUGUUGGUCAUACACACUCCUCACAGCAUGAAUCCUCACUUUUUGGACAUGUAGGGAUGACUCUGAGGAGGCAUAAAAACUGCAUCAUAAACACGCUCCGACAGCAGCAUGAUGGAGGUCAAAGCAACCGAGACUAAAUUAGGGCCAGUAAAUAAGGGCUUGAAUGAUCUUAGGUUUUCACCUCACAGUCAUCAAGGCCAUAAAAGAUACUUCAAAAUAAAAGCACAAUUAGUCAUAUUGAGUAAAAUGCAAGACAAGGUGGAGCCACACAUUACGCCACAAUCUUGACUAAUUCACACAUUACCUCUCCUGUGAUCAUAAAUUUUGUAAUAAUGUUCAAAUUUAUGAUUAAUCAUCAGCCUUGUGACCAAAAACUUCUUCAGACACGAUCUCAUAAAACGCUACAUUGUCAUGCUUCUAUUUUGAUACUCUUUAGUCUUUCCACCGGGUUAGCAUUUUCAAACUAUGCUCUUAUUUUAAAGAAUACUAUUUUUGGCUAAUUGUAAAUUACGGAAAUGAAUGAAACAAGUUAAAAGGACAAUGAGUAAGUUUAAAUGUUGGAUUGAUUAGCAACUCAAAGAGGCACGAGCUCUAACAGGAUUCACAUUAGGUCUUAGCAUCAGUUUUAAAAGUGCCAAAUCCUCUCUAUGAAGGAUGCUACGACUAGCUCUCUAGCAGUCUACCUUUACCUCUCCUUGUACCCUGCGUUUUAUGACGUGUGGUUUAGUGUACAGCAAAACACAAGAGUACUGCAUGUGGACAGCUUUUUAGUUUUCCUACAUUUUCAUCUCUAAAUUCAGUUUGUUCUGAAACAUUUGGAGAAAAUAUUCUCACAGAAGGAACACUUAUGAAAUGAGUGCUGGUUUCACAUGUCUGCACACGGCUCUCUGUGAACAUGGAAAAAAUAUCCUGCAGCUUCAACAGCUCCGUCAUACUGUCAUGUUUCAAACUUAUGCUGUAGCUGCUCCACAGUCAGAACAAACUCACCUGAUAAUGUCACUUCUCUCCUCCAGUCACAGGUGAGCAUGGGCGUGGCCACACCCAGGUCUCAGCAGUGUCUGAAGAGGUUACUGGAUGAGCCCCGGGACAAUUUACUGAAAUGCAAAGUUGCACGUCUGGCUCCGCCCCCUCCGACCACCGACCGAUCCACCUGCCUCAGAUCCAAAAGCCCCACCCCCAAGGCUGACCAGAGCCAAUCCCCAAUCAGAGUUGGGCCAUACAUCCUGUUUGAACGCUGUGAGGGGGAGGAGACUUACAAGGCUGUGCAUGCCCACACAGAGCAGCAGUACACCUGUCAGGUAGAGACCAUGUCAUUAUGAACACAGUGAAAAAAAAGAACCUUCAGAGUUUUACUGACAAACAGCUGGAAAUACCAAAACUAAUGCUGUUGUUACUGUGACUGUAUUAACCGAUCCCUCCCUCCUGGUUUCUGUGUGCUCAGGUGAUCCCUCUGCGUGGUUACCAGGAGCGAUUGACUGCCUACACCCGCAUUGGUCACCAUGACAACAUCUGUGGCAUGCAGGACUUGGUGGUCGGCCAGGAUAAAGUGUACAUCUUUCUGCCCGGUCACCAUGGUGACAUGCAUGCGUAUGUGAGAAGCCGGAAGCGUCUGGGUGAGGAAGAGGCGGGGCAUCUAUUCGCUCAGAUGCUGAACGCUGUGACACACUGUCAUCAGCAUGGAGUGAUCCUGAGGGACCUGAAGCUCCGCAGGUUCGUCUUCAUGGACAAAUACAGGUGAGACAGAUUAUUCUACUGAUGGUCCAUACAGACUGUGUUAACGGCUAAAUGUCAGAUUCAGAUUAACUCAUGACAGAGUUUUAAAAAAUUAAAAAUAUUGUUAAAAAAUCAUCUCAUAGUUGUAGUUUUAAGAACCAUUCUGCAACACCCUGUUACAGUGUUGCUGAAAAUGCUGAAUUAGCCUGUGAGUGUAAUAUUUCAAGUAUUUAUGAUGUUGAUAUGUAUAUGAAAGUCUAUAGAAACUGCUAAAAGCACCUUAAAACUUCUGUUGACCGCCGAGUGCUCACAGCAUCAAAGCCUUAUCUGUGAUCGAAUCUCUUCAGGACUCGUCUCGCUCUCCUCGGCCUCAACGACUGUGUCCUCCUGCAUGGUGACCACAACGAUGACUCCCUGACAGACAGACACGGCUGCCCCGCCUAUGUGAGCCCCGAGCUGCUGACUAACGGGAAAGGCUCUUACUCGGGCCGUGCUGCAGACAUCUGGAGCCUGGGCGUGUCUCUGUACACCAUGCUGAUUGGACGUUACCCUUUUCAGGACACACAGCCCGCCGCACUGUUCGCCAAGAUCCGCCGCGGCGCCUUCAGCCUUCCUGACUGGCUGUCACCACAGGCCAGGUGUCUGGUUGGCUGCAUGCUAAGAAAGUCCCCUGCGGAGAGACUGGAGGCAGCAGAGCUGCUGAUGCACCCGUGGCUGACUAAUCCCAGCACGCCACAUCACAGCAUCCAAAAGACUCAGAGCAGCUCGCAGCAAACACCGCAGCAAACACCGCCAAGCAGGGAGGAGGAGGACGAGCAGGUGGUUCCUACCUGGACUGAAAAACACUAACAAACGUGUGUGCAGUUCUAUUCUUGUGAGAACCUGCACAUUAACUUCCACUAGCUUUCACUACUGCAUAUAAGUAACCGAAACCUCUGUGCUACACCGACUUCAAACACAACCUGUGAGGACCGUUGGACUGGAGUGACUCAAACAGCCUCUUCUUAAUUUAUUACCCAGAUUCCCCCUCAAAAAAUCUCCAGGGCCUGGUUGUUCAAAAAUUUCAAUCUUGGACUAAAAACCCCAAAUUAAGAAAUCCACCUGUCAUUAUUCAGGAUCAGUUAAUUCAUUUUCCCUCUUUUAUUACCUUUAAAAAAACCAAAAAACAGAUUGGCUGCCCUUACAUACUUUGACCAGAGGGGGCGCUAACCUCCCAACAAAAAGUCAUACAGUUGCUUAUAAAUGAUUAAGCUUAAUGACCAAGCAGGAUUUUAAAGCUUUUUAUUGGCGUUUUAACUUAAGGGCUUCAUUCAUAAUUGUCAGGAAUUUGAAAUCCAAGAGCAAAGUUUUAAAACGUGUUAAAAUAGGAGAGUAAAAAAUGGUUUCAACCCUUUAUUUCUGUAAUCCAGCCCGACUUGAGUACUCUGCAUUGAUCGGAAUAAUCCUGAUUUCUUGGGCAAAAUCAUCCCAACAUUUAGGAACUAAGUCUCCCAGCUGAUUUGAUCGUCUUUGAACAACUGGGCCCUGAGUAUACUUAAGUUAUCAUGCGAUGAUAACAUAAUACAGUGCAAUGCUAGAAAAGAUGACUACUAAAGCUAGAAAAUAUUGAAAAUUAGUUUUUUUUCCCCAUGAACCAAAGUGACUCUGAUUUAAAUCUUUAUUGGCUGAUAAUUGAGCCUGAAUGUCCAAAUGUUUCUUCUUCAGGAAAAAUGUCGUCACAAGGGUCCUCAAAAACAUGGAAGAAACACACACACACACACACUUCAAAACGGUCUGAUCCUGGAUUACUUGACCCGACCCUCAGGUGCCUUCAACUCCCUGUACCUGUAUCUCAUCUAAGCCCCGCCCCUUAACCUCCAUAGUCGCAGCUUUAAGAAAAGACUCAGUGAGUCAGUAUGGGUCUAAAACGCGCUCAGACAUGGUGUGUUCAGGCACCCUCCCCUCUUCUUCUGCAGGCCUGAAUUUAUGGAUAUAUUUACACCUCAAAAUGUGAUUUUCUCACUUAAUUGGACUUUGAAGGAGACGGGGCUUGAAUGAGGCACAGUUUCUUCCUCUCAGUGUUUACACUCUUGGUUGCUCUUUAGAAACUCUAAGUGAAGGAUUAAUCAGUGUUUUUAAGUAAACAGAGCUCUUUUUAAAGAGAGUACAAAGAUGUUGCUCUGUAAAUUUAGCUUCAGCCUGACCUAACUUUGUGCAGCAGCCGAAUUUUCUAGACCUGUUACCUCAGGAUUAAAACUUCACUGACUCAUCAGCCCAGAGUUUUUCUGCAGUGUGAUCUUAUUUUGCUUACAGUAAAAAUGAAAAACAGUUUUAUGCUUUCAGACUCUUUCUCUGUCUUUUGAAAAAGUGAAGAAAUUACUAAGAUCCAUCAGUUGUCAUCUAAAAAUAAAUAGUUAAAUAUAUCACCAGGAUGACACAUCUGAGAAAAGUUUCUGGAGUAAAUGCAGAAGUUAUAAUCCUGAGAAAACCGGACUAUAUAUUUUCCUUGUUUCAUUUUGACUGACAGAGCACAACCCCACAGAACUGCAGCUCGCUAACAGGAUGCCUUCUUCUGAACGUUUAAUGCAGACCUCAUUUACAACUGGAGAAUAAAUAAAAGUGGUUUUACAAAAAC
This is a messenger RNA of Xyrichtys novacula (pearly razorfish), 8756 nucleotides long. The record is from the annotation of a GenBank genome assembly. Lineage: Eukaryota; Metazoa; Chordata; Actinopteri; Labriformes; Labridae.